AGAGAAAAAGCGAGUAGAAGAAGAGGAGAAAAAAAAGCAGAAAGAAAGAAAGUGUCGAUAGUAAAGAGCACCCUUCCCAAUUCCUGAGACCAUGCAGUGAGGUGUCUAAAAGCCUCCAGGCUGGGGAUGUCCAUGUGAGAAGAGGAUCUUAGAUGGGAAAAAAAAAAAGGCAAACGCUUAGGUUAGAGAAGAGUUUAACACAGAGCAUGGCCUCAACCAAAGAUGACAGCACGGAUAGAAGACUGGCACACGGGAAGCAGCAGGAUUGUGCCCCAGAGGAUGUCUGCGUGAAGUUGGAGGACGGCGAAGGGAGAAUUUCAGUCUUCAAAGAGGAGGAGUGCAAGGAGGGGCUUGUUGAAGUUAAAGUUGAGAAUUGGGAAGAUUUCGCGGUUUGUCAUGAAACGCAAAACCUUGAAAAUAUCUCUGUCUUCAAACAAGAGGUUUUGGAAGAAACGCAUUCCAGUUUACAACCCCGGUUCACUAACACGGGACAACUGGCUACUCCGCAGAAUUCUGUGGGAAUGAAAACUGAGUUUUUGGAAUUUGAGGAGAAAAUCACUGAAGGAAACGGCAGAGAAUCUGAAGAGCAGCCGUCAUCUAGGAGUGUUGGAAUAAAUUUUCAGAACUGCAGCUUCUCUACGUCUUCAUUUGCUCAGCCCUUUCUUCAGUGCAGUCUGCAACACAAACAGAAGAAGAAGAAGACAAAGAAAUCAAUAAGAGGAUCAGAGAAAUUGACCCAUGUCUCUUUCCAGGGCAGUUCACUACCUUCCGACAAACUGACACAGACAGAAUUGAUCAAAACUGACCAACAACAAGGAUAUAAUACAGAUCAAGAGGCUUUGUGUGCCAGUGGACAGUGUGAAAGAACUUUAAAAAACAAAUUUGACUGCAAAGACAAGUCGGUUUAUAUAAUUCCGAAGCCAUAUGCCUGCUCUGAAUGUGGAAAACUGUUUCCACGCAGAAACAGUCUUCAAGCACAUAAAAGAAUUCACACUGGAGAAAAGCCCCACCGCUGUCCAGAGUGUGGCAAGCAAUUCCCCCGUAACCGUGAUCUUCAGCGACACGCACGUGUUCAUACUGGAGAGAAGCCAUACAGUUGUGCCGAAUGUGGGAAAAGAUUUUCACAAAACAGCAACCUUCAUAAUCAUUCAAAAAUUCACACCGGAGACAAACCUUAUUGCUGUUCUGAAUGUGGUAAAGGAUUCUCAAUUUUAAGUCAUUUACGUAGCCACUUGAGAAUUCACAGUGGAGAGAAGUCUUACUGCUGUAGUGACUGUGGCAAGUGGUUCAUGCAAGGCAGCAGCCUGCGGAGACACAUCAGGAUUCACACUGGGGAGAAACCUUACUGUUGUUCAGAAUGUGGCAAACAAUUUGCGGAAAGUAGUGCACUUCAGAGACACAGACGAAUUCACACUGGAGAAAAGCCCUAUGUCUGUUCUGAAUGUGGUAAAGGAUUCACAGACAGCAGCAAUCUUCGGCAGCAUGCCCAAAUUCACCCUGGAGAGAAGCCAUAUUGUUGUCCUGAAUGUGGUAAACGUUUCACUAAUAUUAGCGCUCUUCAGAGCCACACAAGGUUUCAUACAGGAGAAAAGACAAAUUGCUGUUCAGAAUGUGGCAAACAAUUUACUAAACGCGGCAAUCUCCAAAGACAUAUGCGUGUACAUACUGGAGAAAGACCGUGUUCUUGCUCUGAAUGUGGCAAGCAAUUUUUUGACAGCAGCACUCUUCGACAGCAUAUGAGAAUACAUACAGGAGAGAAACCCUAUUGCUGUUCUGAAUGUGGCAAACGAUUCUCAUGCAGGAGCUCUCUUCGGAAACAUAGACGACUUCAUAAGAGACGAAGCAGACAUUUGAGAGGAGAGAAGCGUUUUACACGGAGCAUGGCCACACCCAAAGAGGACGACAUGAACGAAAGACUCGAGCAUAUUAAGCAAGAGGACUGUGAGUGGAGUGUCCCCAGCAAUUUUUGUGUGAAGCAGGAGGAUGACGAACAACCGAUUUCGGCUUUUAAAGAGGAGGAGCCCCAUGGUGGGGAAACUGCGGACAUUAAAACGGAGGCUUGUACAGACUUCUCCGUUAGUCUUGAACAGCAAAAGCAGGAAGUUGGGAAUAUUGUCAAGCAAGAUACUUCGGAGGAAUCUCAUUCCAGUGUACAGCCCGGGGUCACUAAUCCGGGACAACUGGCUACAAAUCAGAAUUUUGCGGAAGUGAAAUUGGAGGCAACUGAAGAGAAAAUCAAUGAAGGAAAUGGUGUAAAAGAAGAAGAAGAGCAGAAGCCACUAAAUUUACAGGAGAAAGGCGGCUUUUCCGAAUCUUCGAUUGAUCAAACAUCCCUUCAGUGCAGACAGCAACACAAACUGGACAAAGAGAAGAUGAAGAAGUCAACAAGAGGAUCUGACAAUUUGAUAGCAGCCUCCUUGCAGAGCAGUUUAUUCCCAGUUGUCAGACUAAGAAGGAUAGAAGACAUCCACACUUAUCAUCAACAAGGGCAUAAGACAGAUCAAAAGGCUUUGCAUGCGGGACAAGAGUGCCGAAAAACCUUGAAAAAGAAAUCGGACUCUAAGAAGCAUAAGUCAGGUCAUUCAAGAUCAAAGCCAUUUGGCUGUUCUGAAUGUGCCAAACGAUUCUCUUUCAGUAGCAGUCUCCAGAGGCAUAUAAGAAUCCACACUGGAGAAAGGCCAUAUUGCUGUUCUGAAUGUGGCAAAAGAUUCACCGCCAUUAGCAUUCUUCAGAACCACACAAGAAUUCACACAGGAGAGAAGCCAUACUGCUGUUCUGAAUGUGGCAAACAGUUCUCCACCAGCAGUAGCCUCCGACAGCACACACCAAUUCAUACUGGAGAGAAGCCAUAUCGCUGUUCUGAAUGUGGUAAGAAAUUCUCCACCAGCAGUAGUCUUCGACAGCACACAAGAAUACACACUGGGGAGAGACCAUAUUGCUGUUCUGAAUGUGGCAAAAGAUUCACUAACAGUAGUGCUCUUCAGAGCCAUUCAAGAAUUCAUACAGGGGAAAAGCCAUAUUGCUGCUCAGAAUGUGGCAAGCGAUUCUCCAAAUUCAGUAGUCUUCGGCAGCACACACAAAUUCAUACUGGAGAGAAGCCAUAUUGCUGUUCUGAAUGUGGCAAACGAUUUCUCCAUAACUGCAGUUUUCAAAGGCAUAUGAGAAUCCACACAGGAGAAAAGCCAUAUGGCUGUGCUGAAUGUGGGAAAAGAUUCAUUGAUAACAGUGGUCUGCAGCAGCACAGAAGUAUUCAUACUGGAGAAAAGCCAUAUGUCUGUCCUGAAUGUGGCAAAAGAUUUAACCUUAACACCAAACUUCAGAGCCACUUAAGAAUCCACACAGGAGAGAAGCCGUAUUGCUGCUCUAAAUGUGAUAAACGAUUCACCCAUAGCAAUAGCCUUCAGAAUCACAUGAAAAAUCACAGUGUUCAGAAGUCGUGAUGGUGGCAGAUGUACCUAUAUUAGCAGUCAUUUUAACCAUUCUAAAAUUCGCAAUAGGAGAUUUGCUCUUUUAAAUGUGGGAAAGGAUUUUCACUUUUACGUAAUUUUUAUUGACACUUAAGAAUCCAGGGUGGUACGGUGGCGCAGUGGUAGCACUGCUGCCUUGCAGUAAAGAGGUUGUGGGUUUCGGUGCCCGGGUCCUCUCUGUGUGGAGAGUGCUCUAUAAAUGUAAAGAAUUACAGGUAAAAUUCUGUUACAACGAAUAUCUUUACAACAAAAUUUUCAUUACAACAAAGUAUUUUUAUGGUCCUGACAGCUUCCCCAUAUGACACGAGUCUAAAGAAAUCUUGUUACUACGAAGUACAUUCAGCAGAUACUUUCAUUACAACAAAGUGCACAAAAGACCUUGAAAUGCCUGAAUGAAUCAUUCACGGAGCAGUUAGUUCUGUGGCCGCAGCUCAGUUGUGCACAACGAUCCCCAAACAGAAACACUGUCAUUUUGUUUUCUUUCUUUGAACUUUCCUCGUACUGGUUUUUUUUUUUGCCUUUUUUGUUUCCUGCAGUUUUCGGUGAUACCUUUUGCUUAUUGCUCGUCAACAUUUGAAAAACACCCAUUGGAAUUAAAAUCAUUGUCACCCUCCUAUAGAAACGGCAGACACGGAAAAACGAUUACAGUUCAUAUUAGAAAAAAAAAAACUAACUUUUUGCAGCUCUCUUCUUCUUUCGGCUGCUCCCGUUAGGGGUCGCCACAGCAGAUCAUCUUCUUCCAUAUCUUUCUGUCCUCUGCAUCUUGCUCUGUCAUUCCCAUCACCUGCAUGUCCUCUCUCACCACAUCCAUAAACCUUCUCUAAGGCCUUCCUCUGUUCCUCUUCCCUUGCAGCUCUAUCCUUAGCACCCUUCUCCCAGUAUGCCCAGCAUCUCUCCUCUGCACACGUCCAAACCAACACAAUCUCGCCUCUCUGACUUUGUCUCCCAACCUGAGCUGACCCACUAAUGUCCUCAUUUCUAAUCCUGUCCAUCCUCGUCACACCCAAUGCAAAUCUUAACAUCUUUAACUCUGCCACCUCCAGCUCUGUCUCCUGCUUUCUGGUCAGUUCACCAUCUCCAGCCCAUGUAACAUAGCUGGUCUCACUACCGUCCUGUAGACCUUCCCUAUCACUCUUGCUGAUACCCGUCUGUCACCAAUCACUCCACCCUGCCUGCACUCUCUUCUUCACUUCUCUUCCACAAUCUGUACUGUUGAUCCCAAGUUUUUAAAUUCCUCUACCUUCGCCAACUUUACUCUUUUCAUCCUCACCAUUCCACUGACCUCCCUCUCAUUCACACACAUGUAUUCUGUCUUGGUGGUCCUACUGACCUUCAUUCCUCUCCUCUCUAGAGCAUAUCUCCACCGCUCCAGGGUCUCCUCAACCUGCUCCCUACUCUCACUACAGAUCACAAUGUCAUCAGUAAACAUCACAGUCCACAGGGACUCCUGUCUGAUCUCGUCUGUCAACCUGUCCAUCACCAUUGCAAAUAAGAAAGGGCUAAGAGCCGAUCCCUGAUGUAGUCCCACCUCCGUCACUCCUACCGCAGACCUCACCACGGUCACACUUCCCUCGUACAUAUCCUGUACAACUCUUACGUACUUCUCUGCCACUCCCAACUUCCUCAUACAGUAUCACAACUCCUCUCUAGUCACCCUGUCAUUUGCUUUCUACAGGUCCACAAAAAUGCAAUGCAACUCCUUCUGGCCUUCUCUAAACUUCUCCAUCAACAUCCUCAGAGCAAACAUUACAUCUGUGGUGCUCUUUCCUGGCAUGAAACCAUCCUGCUGCUCACUAAUCAUCACCUCACUUCUUAACUGAGCUUCCACUACUCUUUCCCAUAACUUCAUGCUGUGGCUCAUCAAUUUUAUCCCCCUCUAGUCACUACAGUCCUGCACAUCCUCCUUAUUCUUAAAUAUCGGCACCAGUACACUUCUUCUCCACUCCUCUGUCAUCCUCUCACUUUCCAAGAUUCCAUUAAACAAUCUGGUUAAAAACUCCACUGCCAUCUCUCCUAAACGCCUCCAUGCUUCCACAGGUAUGUUAUCUGGACCAAUGGCUUUUCCAUUUUCCAUCCUCUUCCUCGCUGUCCUUACGUCCUCCUUGUUAAUCCGUUGCACUUCCUGAUUCACCAUCUCCACAUCAUCCAGCCUCUUCUGUCUCUCGUUCUCUUCAUUCAUCAGCCUCUCAAAGUUCUCUUUCCUUGUGAGUGUGUUUCCAUCUUUAUCCUUUAUCACCCUAAACUGCUGCACAUCUUUCCCAUCUUGGCCCCUCUGUUCAGCCCACCAGUCCUUUUCUCCCUCCUUAGUGUCCAACCUCUCAUACAACUCAUCAUACGCAUUUUCUUUAGCCUUCGCCACCUCCCUCUUCACCUUGCGCCUUAUCUCCUUGUAUUCUUCUCUACUUUCUGCAUCUCUCUGACUAUCCCACUUCUUCUUCACCAUCCUCUUCCUCUGUAUACUCUCCUGUAUUCCACCACCAGGUUUCCUUUUCCUCCUUCCUCUGUCCAGAUGUCACGCCAAGCACCCUUCUUGCUUGUCACCUUUACUACAUCUGCUGUUGUUUCCCAACUGUCUGGUAACUCUUCACUGCCAUCCAGUGCCUGUCUUACCUCUCCCCUAAACUCAAUCUUGCAGUCUUCCUUUUUCAACUUCCACCAUUUGAUCCUUGGCUCUGUCUUCUCUCUCCUCCUCCUCCUCUUGAUCUCCAGCGUCAUCCUACAGACCACCACCCUAUACUGCUUAACUACACUUUCCCCAGCCACCACAUUGCAGUCUUCAGAGCAACUCUUGCAAUUGCGGCUAAAAAGAAAAAAGACGUUGCCAGUUAAUUCGAAAUUUCACCAUCGACGCUGUCAACUUUCUUGGAAGACAGAGCAAAAAUAGUAGAAAAAUCUCAGGCUGCAAACAUAUGCGAACUGCUGCACUUGAAGACAUCGAAAAAGCCGUUUUGAUGUGGUUCAGUGAUGCUCGUUCAAGAAACAUUCCUAUUAAUGCAGCACUCAUUCAAGAAAAUGUGAGGUUUGUAAACUCUCUUGGGACCUCCCACAACUGGACGACACACCAAAGAGCGUCCCAAAGUGCAAUCUAUGUUUCUGUACGGGGUAACAGCAGGCUCACAGCUGUGCUGCGUCUCUCCGCCAAAGUAAACAGAAAAGAUCUCGAUGGGUGAUGCAAGGUUAGAGGAGCAGGUACAUUGGAAAUGCAGAUAACAGGAUUACUUGGUCACUGACCUGGCUACGAUCCUGCCUGACUGCUGUGUCUGUGUAUAGCAGAGUGACUGACUGACUGACUGACUGACUGACUGACUGACUGACUGACUGACUGACUGACUGACUGACUGACUGACUGACUGACAGACAGACAGACAGACACUUUAUUAAUCCCAAUGGGAAAUUCACAAAAAUUCACACGCUACAAUAAAUAAGUGUGCCGUUCCUGUUUCAAGCUGAAUAAAGCUGGUGUUGCUAAAGUACUGAGACUAAGCAUCGUGUUUUGGGGUGCAAGACAGGGGCUUAUAGCGCAACCCCAAUCUUUUAGGAUUUGCUUCUGUGGCGCUUCGCUGCACCGCUGUGAGCCUGCUGUUGCCCUGGCAACGGACAAACAAUCUUCCACUGACGCGGCGCUCGCGCUUCAGGACGCACUUCAGCGUGUCGUUCCCGUGGGGUGGGAUCCCAAAACUGUUCAGAAACCUCACCAUAUGAAGAAGAAGAAAAGGAUGAUUCAGCUUCUGAUUGAUAACUGCCCACAACACGCUUCCACAUUUAGAUAAUGUUCACGUUGAAUUCCUCCCACCGAAUUGCACAGCAGUGUUUCAGCCAUUGGAUUUGGGCUGUCAUUCGCACCCGGAAAGUGUAUUAUGGCAAGGAAAUGCUGAGAAAAAUUCUCGCCAGCAUAACGUGUAGGCAGGAGGAGAUUAAAAUUAACAUGAAAGUAGCUGUUGAAGUGAUUGCAAACGCCUGGACGCAAGUUAAAGAAAGCACUAUAGCAACAAAUACAGAAUCUCAUUACAACGAAAUAUUUUUUAGGUCCCUGGGAGUUUGUUGUAACAGAAUUUUACCUGUCUAAUUAUUAUUAAGGAACCAGGGUAUCCUUCAAUAAGGGCGCGCACAAAAGGGCGACCUCAAUUGGACGCGGCAAAUAAAGGCGCGCUUCAAAAGGGCGACCUCAAUUGAGCACGGCGAAUAAAGGCGUUCAUAGAUAAUUUAGAUAAUAAUAAAAUAUCUACAUGGCAUUGCACAUAAUCUACAGCUUCAAGUGUAACACAACAAUGAGUAAGAGCAGAAAACAAUGAAAUAUAGAGAGCUUUAGAAAUAGUUCGUUAGAAGUUCAUGCAUUAAUUAAUUGGAUGUUUUAAUAUUCUUGCUUUCGCCUUUUUAUACGUUCAAUCGUUGCCUUUAUCUAAUAAAUUUUCUGUAAUAAUUUUGUUGUGUUUGCCUUUAUUCGCUGCGCCCAAUUGAUGUCGCCCUUUUGAAGCUUGCCUUUUUGUGCGCGCCCUUAUUGAAUAGAACCAGGGACCAGUGGGCCAUGUAGGAAUUUAUGCUUUUAUUAUUGUAGUCUAAUGAUAAUGAUUAUAGAGGAUACACUUAUGGAAAGAAUAUUAAGGAAGCUAAUGCGUAGAUUAUUUUUAUUUAUACUUGAACUUGUGAUGGUUUUUACCACACAGAAUAGGAACUCUUAGCGGACGGGUGGCAGAUUAGCAAUAAACGAAACUUUGUACAGCAAAGGGGGCAGUAUAGGAAAAAUAUAUUUAAAAAUAAAAUCAAAUUGUCAGGUCCUGAUGGUCAUCUUCAGCUCAAAAAAGCGAGGCCCUCAUACCAUCUGACUACCUGAGGGUCUGUCAGAACGACGUCGGAUACGGGAGAGUUGUGGAUGUGAACCUUCAACCUGACACACUUUUAAAAAGUCAGCCGCUUCAAGCAGCAAGAAGGAGAAGCCACCACACCGUGAGGAGAGAUGUCUGAGACUCGAGUGUUGAAUGGCGACACAACCAAACACUGUCUGUGAACAUAUCCAGGUUGUACGGUGACUUGUCUCCUCCAUUCGCUUUUUUUGCUUCUGCUUUUGGCACAAUAGGAAUGUUAAAAGGCUAUCAUGGCUGAAUAAACGUUUACUGCUUCUCU
Erpetoichthys calabaricus (reedfish) is the source of this 8588-nucleotide messenger RNA. RefSeq names its product zinc finger protein 665-like. The transcript is spliced from 5 exons. Bases 153 to 3440 code for a protein of 1095 amino acids. The record is from RefSeq and is a predicted model, not a curated record. Lineage: Eukaryota; Metazoa; Chordata; Cladistia; Polypteriformes; Polypteridae.